UGAAGUUUGAGCAGCAGAGCAGCGACUAAAGGAGUACGAUCCACAGGAGCGCUUCCAAACCUGCAAAAGGGAUUUCCUCGUCUCCCGUUUACAUUCCCCUGAAGUAGUUUGUUUGGAUCUCCCGAGCUUCUUUUUAGCGCUUUGAAAGGAUGAUGUUCACCGCUUUCAACACGGAGUGCGACUCUUCCUCCCGGUGCAGCACCGCGUCCCCGUGCGGGGACAAUCCUGGAUACUACCCGUCACCGGCGGGGUCUUAUUCCAGCAUAGAAUCUCCACAAUCUCAGGAUUAUACUGAACUGACAGCAUCAAGUGCCUCCUUCAUACCCACAGUCACAGCCAUCUCCACAAGCCCUGAUCUGCAGUGGAUGGUGCAGCCUCUGGUCUCCUCCGUGGCCCCCUCUCACAGAGCUCACCCCUACAGCUCCAGCAGCCCCAGCCCAGCCUACACCAGCACAGCUAUGAAGUCUGCAUCCAAGGUUUCCAAGAGAGGCAGAGUGGAACAGUUGAGCAUUGAGGAGGAGGAGAAAAGAAGAAUUCGCAGAGAGAGAAACAAGCAGGCAGCAGCUAAAUGCCGCAACAGGAGGCGAGAGCUUACAGACACCCUCCAAGCUGAAACUGAUCAGCUGGAGGAUGAGAAGUCUGUCCUGCAGAAUGACAUUGCCAACCUGCUGAAGGAGAAGGAGAGGCUUGAGUUCAUUCUGGCCGCCCACCAGCCAAUCUGCAAAAUCCCCUCAGAGCUGGACACAGACUUCCACCUGUCUUCCAUCUCUCCUGUCCACUCCUCCAUCCCCUCUUCCCAGCCUGUAAAGUCCGCCGUCACUUCUAGUCAGCCAACUUUCACCUCAGCCUCCAAUUCCCUCUUCUCCAGCAGCACCCCCAUCCUCUCCACCACAACCAUUUCCAACAGCACAGUCAAGAUGACCGACCUGGACUCGUCUGUCCUGGAGGAGUCUCUCGACCUGCUGGCAAAGACGGAGAUGGAGACGGCUCGUUCAGUCCCCGAGGUCGACCUGCCCAGCUCCCUUUACACAAGUCAGGACUGGGAGCCCCUCCACAGCUCAGCCAAUAAUGCUGACUUUGAGCCUCUGUGCACACCUGUCGUGACCUGCACUCCAGCAUGCACCACCCACACGUCUUCAUUCAUGUUUACCUUCCCAGAGGCUGAGACCUUCCCCUCUUGUGGCGUCGCUCACAGGAGAGGAAGCAGCAGCAACGACCAGUCCUCCGACUCGCUCAACUCCCCAACCCUGCUGGCCCUUUAAGGACUCUUCCUGGAUACAUCGUUCUUCCUUAACAAGCACAUUCUCCUCAGAUAUACGUGCACAUCACAGGGCAAUAGCACAGACUUGUACAUGGAAGCAUAAUUCUUAAUGAUUUUAUCUGCCUUUAUAUACAAAUAUACUUGCCUAUUACACCAUGUAGCAAGUUAAUAAGCAUGUUUCAAACAAUAGUCGUUCUAUGAGUUCCUCUGAUUAUAUGGUGCUAGAUAACUAAACGUAUUGUUUACUGAUGUGUUUUAAGAGCAAUACUUAUUUAUUUUCUGUUAAACUAGAGUAAUUAUGACAUGUUUGUGAUAAAAAGACAGGUGUGAUUUUGUCUUAACCAUGGUCUGAGUGGUCUUUAAAAUAUGAAGUUUUCUGUGAAAACAUUUGUGCUUUUAAUUUAUGAGAGUUUUAUUUUUUUACAAAGUAUAAAAAUGUUGUUAUAUAUGUGAAUAAAAUUUAGCGAUAUUUAAAUUCA
Messenger RNA from Nothobranchius furzeri (turquoise killifish), 1740 nucleotides. RefSeq names its product protein c-Fos. The record is from RefSeq and is a predicted model, not a curated record. Gene Ontology annotation, molecular function: DNA-binding transcription factor activity, RNA polymerase II-specific; RNA polymerase II cis-regulatory region sequence-specific DNA binding. NCBI's taxonomy places the organism in Eukaryota, Metazoa, Chordata, Actinopteri, Cyprinodontiformes, Nothobranchiidae. Gene Ontology annotation, biological process: regulation of transcription by RNA polymerase II. Gene Ontology annotation, cellular component: nucleus.